This is a messenger RNA of Cooperia oncophora, 870 nucleotides long. NCBI's taxonomy places the organism in Eukaryota, Metazoa, Nematoda, Chromadorea, Rhabditida, Trichostrongylidae. The record is from the annotation of a GenBank genome assembly.
AUGUGCAAGAAAGGACCUAGAAAAGCUGAUGCUGUGUUCAAAGACUUUUCGCGCGAGUUUUUGCGAUUAUACGAGCAAGAAUGCCGUCGAGGUCUUGAAGGGACAAAUCUUUGCGUAAAAUGUCCAGCUCGAUUCGAGACUCGGCCGGGACUUGCGAAUCACUUUAAAUUGCAUUUCGGAGAGAAACGCAAGUUCGCCUGCGAGUUAUGUGAUUUUUCGGCGACAACGAUGAAGUCAUUACGUUUCCAUCGACGGGUACAUGAUCGUUAUGGCGUAGGGCCAGCUGCUAUUAAGGAUUCACCUAAGAACGGGCUUUCUAUUGAGGACUUACACUGCGAGACGUCGUCUUCCACGGAAAUUUGCCUUACUUCUCCCUCUCCACCACAGCUGUCUCCACCAGCAACAUACAGUGCAUGUCUGGGACGGAGUCAGACCGAACCGAGCCAUCUGUCCACUCUCCUUUCGCAGCCCGCAACACCACCGCCGUGUCGUCGAAGUGCUGCUCCUGUUCCUCCGAUGACUCCACCGCCGAAUCUCGUUCGAGCCAUGAACAGUACUGCCGUGCUGAAUCGUGCAUUUCAAGAAGACCCUCGAAAGUGUAUCCAGUGCCCCUACAAAGGGAAAACAGGAGAACGGAUGAAAAACCACAUGGUCGGUCACCAGAAGCGUUCAGGUUUCCAGUGCCCGUUCUGCACUUUCAAAAGUGAAUCGGCUGGCUUUCUGAAGCGUCAUGUGGAUAUACAUGGGCAAAAGAACUAUACAUGGCCUCCCAUUUACGUGGGCGUUCAUCCAACAAAGCGGACCGUCGAUUUGGUUGAAAAGCGGGUUCAAAGCAGAUCCACGAUGGUUUGUUCUUUGCUUAAGAUGUAG